AUGCAGUACCAUCCGCUACAGUCGCCGACGGACGGCAUGGCGGUGAACGGGCCGAUUGAGCCGUUUGUGAAGAUGCAUCGGUCGCCUUCCCGUUGUCAUGAACAGUUCAAGAAGCUGGAUGAGAGUACGGAGUCUGAAGAGAGUUAUGCGACAUUAACGUUGAAGGACGGUCGUACGAUCAAGUUACGACAUCUGGCGCCGACGGCGGGGUCGGAUAUCGUGUUGGAUGUUCGUAGUUUGUACAACGACGAACAAGUGUGUUUGUAUGAUCCUGGUUUUAAUUCCGUGGCUUCGUGUGCGUCCGCUAUUACAUUUGUGGAUGGUGCCUUGGGUAAGUGUCAUUACCGGGGCUACGAUGUGAGCAGCUUGGUGAAACGCCAUGACUUCUUGGAUGUCGCGUAUUUAUUGUUAAACGGCGAGUUGCCAGACACUGCGGAGCGGAGAAUGUUCGAGGAUGUUUUGAAGUCAGAGAUGUUAGUGCACAAUCGAAUUAAAGAAUUCAUUACUACCUUUGUACCGGGAGCACACCCUAUGAGUAUUCUAAGCAGUGUAUUAUCCGCUAUGGCUUCCUUCUAUGCCGAUCCCAUGGACCAGAGAUACAUGCAAGAUCGUGCGAUGAGAGAGUUGGCUUGUGUUCGGCUUUUGGCUAAAAUUCCUACAGUCGUAGCCAUGGCUUAUAAAGUCUUGAUUGGGGAGCCAAUGGUGUACCCCCGGGCAGACCUCAGUUACGCUGAGAAUUUUCUUUACAUGAUGUUCGCUACACCCACCAGCCCAUUCGUAGUUAACGAGCUACACGCACAAGUUAUCGAUACCUUUCUGUCUAUACAUGCCGACCAUGAGCAGAAUGCAUCCACCUCCACCAUCCGGACAGCUGGCAGCAGUUUGGCCAACCCAUACGCCUGUAUUGCUACUGGUGUUACAUCUCUAUGGGGUCGGGCUCAUGGAGGAGCCAAUGAAGCUGUGGUGGACAUGCUCACAGACAUCGGGUCGGUACAAAAGGUACCCGAGUUUAUAAAAAAGGUCAAGGAAAAGAAGUGCCGACUCAUGGGCUUCGGACAUCGCGUAUACAAGAAUACCGACCCACGAGCCUUUGUCAUGCAGGAUCUCUGCCACAAGGUGUUCGCUCAAAUGAACGCACCGGACCCCCUAUUCCAAAUUGCCAAGGCGCUUGAAACAGUGGCACUCAAUGACGAAUACUUCGUCUCUCGAAAACUGUACCCUAACGUUGACUUUUACUCAGGCAUCGUCAUGCGCGCUCUUCAUAUACCCAAGGAAAUGUUCACCGUACUCUUCGCCAUGGGACGCUGCGUAGGAUGGCUUAGCCAUUGGAAAGAAAUGGUCGAAGAACGACAAAUCAAAAUCACUCGACCCAGACAGCUCUACGUUGGCGAAGCACCCAGACUCCUACCUGGUGAGAAGAGAGAAAAAAAUAAGGCAUCGGAACCCUCCACAGACGACAAAAAAUCUAGCUAG
Messenger RNA from Gregarina niphandrodes, 1473 nucleotides. Its product is annotated as citrate synthase. Gene Ontology annotation, biological process: tricarboxylic acid cycle. NCBI's taxonomy places the organism in Eukaryota, Apicomplexa, Conoidasida, Eugregarinorida, Gregarinidae. Bases 1 to 1473 code for a protein of 490 amino acids. The record is from RefSeq and is a predicted model, not a curated record. Gene Ontology annotation, cellular component: cytoplasm. The transcript has a single exon.